CAUCAUUCCAAGGGUCUGUCUUCUUGUCUCAGUCCAUCUGAAGUCAAAGGAGAGACUAUGAAGACAAGCUGUGCCCCCUCGCAGUCAAAUCCCACAAGAUAUGAGAUGACAUGGGUCCCCUGCUGAUCACCAUGAUGACCGUACAGCUGUGACCGGCGUUGUGAAGCCUUCAUCCCUUUUUCAGCACCCAACCCAGACCCUUAUUCUCUUUGGAAAAUUUGUCCUCGCAACCAGUGUUACUUCCCUUUCUCCUGCAAACAGGACCUCACUUCCUGCACUCCUUCCUGCCCUUACGUUUAUCUCCUUAAUAUUUUCAGCUUACGCCUCCUAAUUAAUUUCCAUCAGCAUCAUGCAGAGUGUUUCUACUACUUCCACUCUCUUUCUUCUUUUUCUUCCCUCCCUCUUCCUUAUCUCCCAUUUUCCCUGUAUGGUCAAUGGGGACUGCUGGCUGAUUGAAGGGGACAAGGGCUAUGUGUGGCUGGCUAUCUGCAGUCAGAACCAGCCGCCUUACGAGACUAUCCCCCAGCACAUCAACAACACGGUCCAUGACUUGAGGUUGAAUGAGAAUAAGCUGAAGGCUGUGCUCUUCAGCUCGAUGUAUCGCUUCACCAACUUGACUGACCUCAACCUCACCAAGAAUGAGAUCAACUACAUUGAAGAUGGAGCCUUUGCAGGACAAGCCAACCUACAGGUCCUUCAGCUGGGCUACAACAAGCUGACCAACUUAACCGAGGGAAUGAUGAGAGGCCUCGGCCGAAUGCAGUGUCUAUUCCUUCAGCACAAUCUCAUUGAAGUUAUUGCCAGCAAUGCAUUCUGGGAGUGCCCUGGCCUCAGCAGUAUUGACCUGUCAUCCAACAAACUUGCCCGCAUUGACCCGUCCACAUUCACAGUUCUCAGUCGACUGAUGGUGUGUGAACUGGCAGCGAAUCCAUUCCACUGCGGCUGUGAUUUGUACAGCUUCCUGGCCUGGUUGGAGUCUUUCAACAAUGUCACACACACCUAUGACCGCCUUCAGUGUGAGACGCCUCGGGAGAUGAUUGGCUUCCCCUUACUUACUGCUGCCGGCCAUUCUGGUCGGAAUGCAAAAAACAUUUUGUUCCACCAUUGCCGAGAUGGAGUUAUGAUGCCAGGAAUGACUUCUCUCCCGCCAGAUCUGGACGGACCUUCUGGGAUCGGGCCAGAGAUGUUUGGUGGUGUCGGGCCGUACCACCAGGCCACCACCUCUUCCUCAUCUACUGAACACAGUUUUAUUCCCAGCAUCAAGCUCCAUCAUGUGUCAUUAUCAACAGCCUCGCUUCUUGUGCAGAUUCCAAGGCCCUACAGCAAAAUGUAUAUUCUUACACAAUACAACUACACGUAUGUUUCCGACGUCAUGAACUUAAAGAACAAGAAAGAGAUGAUCACCCUCAACAAGCUCAAAUCACACACCAAUUACACCUUCUGUGUGGCAUCCAUCCGCAACUCUCAACGCUACAACCACACCUGUGUCUCAUUUUCAACUCGGGCUCAAAAUCAAGAUGACACACUUCCCACACCUUCCACCACUUCUCAUUACAUAAUGACCAUAGUGGGUUGCCUCUUUGGCAUGCUCAUUGUUUUAGGCUUUGUUUACUAUUGUCUUCGUAAGAAGCGGAUGCAUGAUGAGAAAAAGAAGUCCAUCUGUGUCAAGAAAACCAUUCUGGAAAUGCGCUAUGGACCAGAGGUGGCAGCAGCGGUGGCAAAUGAUCCAGCGGCAGUCCACAAGCUUCAGGAGCAGUCCAGAGAACACCAUCAGUAUCAGCACCACCAUGGAGGAAAACUCCCCAUGUCAACAUCCACGAGCUCUGGGAUGCUUCACUCUGCCAACACCAGUUCCUCCAGACUUUCCACUAUCCCACAGGUGGAAAAGAUGGCCACUGCUUUUUCAGAGGCCAUGGCCACAACUAAAGGAAAUUAUAUGGAUAUCAGAACUGGAGGGGCAGGGAUGGAGAGGAUGGGAGAUGGUGGACACGGAGGGAUGAGGGGAAUUGAUUUGAGGGACGAUAAUGGAAGUGAUGUUGGGGAUGACUCAGAUGAUGACGGACACGGCUCUGCAUCAGAGAUUUCUACCAUUGCCAUGGAGGUCGACAAGGUCAACCAGAUCAUUAACAAUUGCAUUGAUGCACUGAAACUGGAUGCAGCAGCCGUAGCAGCUUCAGGGGCCUCUACCAACCCAACAGCCUCAUCCAAUCCCACCUCCCCUCCCCCCACCAGCACAUCCUCCCUUACCCGUGGCCUAAUCCCACUGUCCCAAGGGUUGACAGAAACGUGCCAGAUGAUUACUCCCAACAAAAUACCCCCUCCACCUCCACUCCCUGCCUUGAAUACCCCUCUCUCUGAGCGCCCAGGGAUCACUGGUGGUGGCUAUGUGGUCUCUCCCCCCUACCGGCCCCCUCCACCGGCCACUGCUGUACGUCCCAUUCAGAGGCAAAUGAGUGCAGACGCCGCUGUGGUUAUUGUAAAUGCUGUUAAGAAACAAUGCAGCACCACAUCUUGUGGCUCCAUGGGUAGGGACAGAGAGCGUGGAGGAGCUAGAGUAUACAGCCUGGAUGUUCCUGAGCCAAGGAGCCCGGAUGCCUGUAAUCAACAGCAGCAGCAAUACCCAGACCGUGCCAGUCCCGUGGGCUGUGGGGAGCCCCUUGAGAGGCUGCCUUUAGUCGGGAGUGGGAGCUGUGGUGGUGGUGGUUGCGACAGUGGUGGUGUUGGUGCCCAACAUCAGGACAACCAGAAGUCUCAUCAUUACCAUCAACAACAACAAACGCAACAACAACAACAACAACAACAACAACAACAACAACAACAGCAACAACAACAACAGCUAGAAGUGCAGCAGGACUACCACUGCUCGGAGCACCGCCACUCCGUCCCAGCUCUCUACUAUGAAGGCUCCCACCAGGGCUCCCCAGCCCAGAGGGUUUCCUUCCUUAAGCCCCUAACACGAGCUCGCAGAGAUGCAGCAUCUUACUCCCAGCUCUCACCUGCCCGCCACCAUUCCGGUUACUCUGGCUACUCCUCCAGCCCAGAGUACUCCACAGAGAGUACUCUGAGGAUCUGGGAGCGAUUUCGUCCCUACCGGAAAGGCCAGAGGGAUGAAGCCUGUUAUGUGACGGCCGGAAAUGCCCUCAGAAAAAAGGUGCAGUUUGCUAAAGGCGAGGACCUGCAUGACAUCCUUGAUUAUUGGAAGGGUGUGUCGGCACAGCAGAAGCUGUGACUAAGGGACUAAAGCAAAUCAAUGAGGGAAAAGAGUUUGGAUACUUCUCUUUAGAUAGGCAUGUUGGCCUGAGAAGAAAGAGGACUUCAUUGUUGGACAACAUUUUGCCUUUGGAUUAUUUUUGGCAUGCUAGGUGUAUAGAAUCUUGUGCUGGGAGCUAGGACUGAAGCUGUGCCUGGGCUAUACGAGAGUCAUCAUGGUGUUUAUUUUACACUUCAUUGUAGCACCAUCUCUGGAUAAUUCUCAUUCAGUGUUUGUUGGUUUUAUUUAAAGCACAGGAGGCAAAUGCCAACUGCGUUGUUUAGUACUCUUGAGUGAUCAUCUUUUGUGAUCAUAUGGACCAUCUUUACCAGUGCCAUGUUUUCAUCUAUGGGAAACCACAGAAAGUACAUUUUGAUACCAUUCAUUUAAAGCUUGUGUGAUCCAA
This is a messenger RNA of Labrus mixtus (cuckoo wrasse), 3656 nucleotides long. Its product is annotated as protein phosphatase 1 regulatory subunit 29. The transcript is spliced from 2 exons. Gene Ontology annotation, molecular function: protein binding. Lineage: Eukaryota; Metazoa; Chordata; Actinopteri; Labriformes; Labridae. The coding region runs from base 350 to 3229 and encodes 959 amino acids. The record is from RefSeq and is a predicted model, not a curated record. Gene Ontology annotation, cellular component: plasma membrane.